Molecule: messenger RNA, 867 nt
Organism: Trichomonas vaginalis G3
Lineage: Eukaryota; Parabasalia; Trichomonadida; Trichomonadidae
Product: zinc ion transmembrane transporter protein
Exons: 1
Coding region: 1-867 (288 amino acids)
Biological process (GO): zinc ion transmembrane transport
Cellular component (GO): membrane
Molecular function (GO): zinc ion transmembrane transporter activity
Source: RefSeq, a predicted model, not a curated record
AUGAUAAGUUGGAUCCUAUUGGCUAAAUACAUCGGAUCAUUUUUAAUCUUUUUAUCCGCAAUUGCAGGUUUAUCGUGUCCUCUAUUCUUUAGGAAAGCUACUUGGCAGGUUAGAGGUGAAUCUCUCGCUGGUGGAAUCUUUCUCGGAGCAGGUAUAGUGCAUUUACUUGAUGAUGCAUUUCUAAGUAUCAGAAAGCUCAAAUUACACUAUCCAUUAGCACCAGCUGUUGCUAUAUCAACAUAUGUAAUCUUUACACUGAUAUCAAUCUGCACAAUUUCAGAGAAAGACAACGAAGAAGCUCAAUCUGAAAUACCAGAUGAAAGCUCUAUUACGUUAAUGGACGGAACACCAAGUAUGCUCAGUGAUGCUCAAUCAGUCGAUCCUCCUUUAUUCGGUACGAACUAUCUUACAAUCCAGAAAUGGUCUUUAUACAUCAUCUUGUGCAUCCAUUCAUUCAUUGAAGGCUUUGGCCUCGGUAUUUUGCCAAAAUUAACUCCAACUAUUGGAUUUUAUCUAGCUAUGGUUGGUUUCAAACCGAUUGAAGCAUUUGCUUUAGGUCUAUUCAUGAUACAGGACAGACCUAAAAAAGUUUUAUAUUGGGUACUUACAAUAAUUUAUUCCUUGCUUACUCCCAUAUUCUCGAUUAUUGGUAUGUACGUAAACAAGAAGUCAGGUGACCAGACCAUUGGAAUCAUUUCUGCCUUUUCAGCAGGAUCUUUCCUAUACGUAGGAUUCACCGAAUGGAAGAAUCUUUAUUCAAAGAAGAAAGAAUUAAGUAAGAAGGAAAAAUGCUGGAACUUCUUCAUGUUUUUCGGUGGAGUAUUGUGGAUGCUCUUUAUUGCGGGUAUCGAAACAAUUUAUGAGUAA